Messenger RNA from Suncus etruscus (white-toothed pygmy shrew), 2830 nucleotides. RefSeq names its product potassium inwardly rectifying channel subfamily J member 13 (gene KCNJ13). The record is from RefSeq and is a predicted model, not a curated record. Gene Ontology annotation, molecular function: inward rectifier potassium channel activity. Lineage: Eukaryota; Metazoa; Chordata; Mammalia; Eulipotyphla; Soricidae. Gene Ontology annotation, cellular component: plasma membrane. Bases 112 to 1194 code for a protein of 360 amino acids. Gene Ontology annotation, biological process: potassium ion import across plasma membrane; regulation of monoatomic ion transmembrane transport. The transcript is spliced from 3 exons.
ACCUGUAGUUUAGAAUGGCCUCAUCGUAAAGACAACUUCCCAGUUUCCUCAAGACUGCCUGUGCACUUACAUAGGCUGACCCAGCAGCAAACUUGAGAAGCACAGUCUGAGAUGGAUGGCAGUAACUGCAAAGUGAUUGCUCCUCUCCUAACUCCAAGACACCGGAGAAUAGUCACCAAAGAUGGCCACAGCACACUUCAGAUGGAUGGUGCUCAAAGAGGCCUUGCAUAUCUGCGAGAUGCUUGGGGGAUCCUCAUGGACAUGCGCUGGCGCUGGAUGAUGCUGGUCUUUUCUGCUUCUUUCGUUGUCCACUGGCUUGUCUUUGCAGUGCUCUGGUAUGUUCUAGCUGAGAUGAAUGGUGAUCUGGAACUAGAUCACGAUGCCCCACCUGAAAACCACACUAUCUGUGUCAAGUACAUCACCAGUUUCACAGCUGCAUUUUCCUUCUCCUUGGAGACACAACUCACAAUUGGCUAUGGGACCAUGUUUCCCAGUGGUGACUGUCCAAGUGCAAUCGCCCUUCUUGCCAUACAAAUGCUCCUAGGCCUCAUGCUAGAGGCUUUUAUUACAGGUGCCUUUGUGGCGAAGAUUGCCCGACCAAAAAAUCGAGCUUUCUCUAUUCGCUUUACUGAUUUAGCAGUAGUAGCCCACAUAGAUGGCAAACCUAAUCUAAUCUUCCAAGUGGCCAACACUCGACCUAGCCCUCUGACCAGUGUCCGCAUCUCAGCUAUUCUCUAUCAGGAAAGUGAAAAUGGUGGGCUCCGCCAGACCAGUGUGGACUUUCACCUGGAUGGCAUCAGUUCUGAGGAAUGUCCAUUCUUUGUCUUUCCACUAACCUACCACCACUCCAUUAUACCAUCAAGUCCUCUGGCUUCUCUGCUCCAGCACGAAAAUCCUCCCCAUUUUGAAUUAGUCGUGUUUCUCUCAGCAAUGCAAGAAGGUACUGGAGAAAUCUGUCAGAGAAGGACCUCGUAUUUGCCCUCUGAGAUCAUGUUACAUCACUGUUUUGCAUCUCUGCUGACCCGCGGUUCCAAAGGUGAAUACCAAAUCAAAAUGGAGAAUUUUGACAAGACUGUGCCUGAACUUCCAACUGCUCUGGUCUCUAAAAGCCCAAACAGGACUGAGCUGGACAUUCAUAUCAAUGGACAAAGCAUGGACAAUUUUCAGAUCUCUGAAACAGGACUGAUAGAAUAAGGUGUAUUUCAUGGUCCUCUAUUUUUAAUGUAGAAAAUAUACCAGCCUAGCUAUGCAGCUACGUCUUCUUCAAUCUGUCUGAAUUUUUUCUAAUGCUGAUUACAUCGCUCUGAAUACAUCACAGUAAUCUUUCCGAUGACCAUAAAAAUGGCCAUAUUAAUGGCCCACAAUAAAUAUUCUGGAAAUGUGACAUUCUACAUGAUGACUUUUCACCUGUGGUUAUCUGCCGAAAUCCAUGCAACUCAACAUGAAAGAUAAACAAGUAGUACCGGUAAAAGUUAGAAAUGAUGUGGUAAAAGUGAUAGUAAGGUUUCAUUUUCCUCAUCAGUUGAAGUAACAUCUCUGCUUCAAACCCCCUGGGUGAAAUGAUGCUUUCACAAUAUUUAACAACAUCUUUUAAAAUUGUUGUAUUUUCAAGACAAUCAGGAUCAUUCCUCUAAUUCUUUAUACCACAAAACUGAGUAAGUAUUAGUCUCUUAAUUUUUAUCAAGACCAAGAAUUAACAAAAUCACAAGUAGAUCUAUAUAUUAACUCUAAAAUCAUUUAAUCAUGCCAUUCAAGCACAAACAAAAUGCAUUUGUGUGACAAAAGAAGAUAAACUCCAGCCCAAAUAGAUUAUAAAGGCAAAGUGAUGUAAAACUACUUUAAAGCCACCCUGUAUAAUAUUUUAUUUUAAAAUUACAAUUAACUAUGACUUCUAACCUAAGUAAAAUCAUUCUCUUCCUACCUAUGAUCCCAAUACAUUUAAUGGUGUCAGAAACCACAAUGGUUCUAAAUACCCAGUAAGUGUAAAUAUAUUUAAGUUUUUGUAGAUAUAAGGGUUUAGUUAGCUAUAAUUUAACUUAGGAGAAACGUCUUCAAUAAAGCAAAAAAUAAUUAGGCAACAUAGUAUUUUCAAACCCAAAUUCCUGUUUCCAACUUCAAACAGUUUUUUCUAUAAACAUAAAAUGAGUGUUUAUUCACCAGUAGGAGGCUGAACUAGAUAAACCCUAUUAUGUCCUUCCAAAUCUAAUACUCCAUGAAAAUUAUGCUUCCUUUGCUUCAUUUUUUAAUUUUAUACAUAUGAAGAGCAAUAUUCCCCCCUUAACUCUGAUUUACAAAUAUCCUUAAAUCCAUUAAGUCUAUUCUUUCAACUAAAAAAACCCCAAAUUGUCCUCAAAGUAAAAAAGAACCAAGUCACCCUAUCAGAUUUCAAAUAGGUUUGUUGCUACUCUUCUGAAUUUUCCCUUAUUCCGUAUUAUGUGGGAAAAGGGAAAAAUGACCCUCCUCACUGGUGAUGACUUAGGGGGGAAUUAUCCCUUGAAAAUUAUACUUCCUGAAUAGUGACAGGCAGUUAUGAGAGUGAGGCACAGCAGUGAGGCUCAUUGUUUCACCCUCUGACGAAAAGGAAAAGAAAAUAAAGAACAUCUUUGCAGUGAUCUAAGACUGAUAACAGCAGAAGAAUAUCAAGGACAAAGAAACUUAAUCAUUAUGAACUUUGGCUGUUGGAAAAUCUUAGGAAUUCUUAAGUACUAGCCAGACCAGACCAAAUGACUUCUUUCAAACCCCAGACUGUAGUAACACAUGUAGCCAGAAUUCUUCUUUUUAUAAUAAAUAACAAGAUUCACCUAACCUGUGAAAAUAAAGUCAUAUUGAA